AUGUUUAUCAAAAACAAGCAACCAGAAACUCCAUCAAUAUUAUUGGCCAAAUAUCUGUCCCCACUGUGUCUGGUUGUGGGAGCUCUGCUGUUUGUAUUCUACAGUCCAGCUGCAAGAAUGAAGAUAAAAACUCUGUCCCACACUCCAUCCCCGGCUCCUUUCUUUCAGCCUCUGUAUCAGCAACAUAAAGGUGAUCUCCAGGAAUGGCUUUCACCGAAAGGUAAAAAUGUACUAACGCACAAAGCCGAUGAGGGCAUGAUAAGUGAUAGAGUGGCUGUUGUGCCAAAACCCAAAACGAAGGACCCAGAAGAGACCCAGACCUUCCUAAACCCUCCAGUGAUUCAGCUGGCAUUCCCUCAGUGCCAGACCUCCUAUGUUGGCCUGCCUGGGAUGGAUAUGGCUCCUGCUCCUAUAGUUAUGGUCUGUCCAACUAACACCUCUUAUACUCAGCUCCCCUGCUCCAUCUGGGAGAGGAGCAGGGAGGCAGAGAUUGCCUCCUCUCCACCUGAAGAUGUCCUGGAGAUCAGCUGUGUUGACUCUGGCUGCAGCUUUGAGGAUGUGACACAAAGCCCAGAGUGCAGUUUACCAAGCAGUCCUGUUGUUGACACUCUAGCACCAUGUUACUGUAGUGAUUACUGCAUUCUUAACAAAACAGCUGAAGGUGUUGUUCCUGUUUUAUUGUCUAAAGAGAGCAAUGGAAAAGUUUCAUCUGAUUCCCAGCAUAAGCGCGAGAGUUAA
Neolamprologus brichardi is the source of this 738-nucleotide messenger RNA. Lineage: Eukaryota; Metazoa; Chordata; Actinopteri; Cichliformes; Cichlidae. The record is from RefSeq and is a predicted model, not a curated record.